AUGACAGCGUUUGACUUCUCGGAUAUAGAGGCGUUUUUGGACUGCCAUCCGGAUCUGUUCGAGGAGUAUCUCGUUCGGAAAGCGAAAUGUGACCAGGUUAGCAGGUGGCUGAAGGAGUAUCAGCCGUCGAAAGUGUCCUCUGUCGAGGAGAAGCGGGGCGCUGCCAUGGACCCGCUCUGGCCGACCAACGCUGACGGGCUCGGGCGCAGAUCGUCCCACAUGGAGCUGCGACGGAACUUCGCUCGGUCCAAAGCCACCACUGCACACUGGACAUACGACGAGCAUGUGAGCUUGAGCGAACACGAGUCCCAGUCCAGCAUGAGGCGCCGCGCGCUCCUGCGUAAAGCCAGUUCACUGCCUCCGACAACCGCGCACAUCCUGAGCGCCCUGCUGGAGUCCAGGGUCAGUGUGCCUCAGUACGCAUCCAGCGCCAUUGACUACAAAUACAGACUUAAAGAAACCAACGAGAGGGAGUUUUUCUUAGAGUUAGUGAAAGAUAUCUCCAACGAGCUGGACUUAACAAAUCUCAGUUAUAAGAUCCUGAUCAAUGUCUGCAUCCUUGUGGAUGCAGACAGGUGUUCGCUUUUCCUCGUUGAAGGACCCGCUCACAAGAGGACACUGGUUUCCAAGUUCUUUGAUGUGCACUCAGGCACCACAGUCAGGCCAUCAUCCAGCACUCUUAACUCCAGUGAAGUGCAAGUGCCAUGGGGGAAAGGUAUCAUUGGAUAUGUGGCAGAACAUGGAGAGACUGUAAACAUCUCAAACGCAUAUGAGGAUCAUCGCUUCAGUGAUGAGAUUGACAAGUUGACCGGCUACAAGACUCAGUCCAUCCUCUGUAUGGCCAUCUGUAACAGUGAUGGAGAAGUCAUAGGUGUUGUACAAGCAAUUAACAAAAAUCCAAUAGGCACCGCCUUUACCGAGGAUGAUGAGAAGGUGCUGCAGAUGUAUCUACCAUUCUGUGGAAUAUCGAUUUCCAAUGCUAAGUUGUUUUCAGAAUCUCGCAAGGAGUAUGAAAGGAGCAGGGCUUUGCUAGAGGUGGUCAAUGACCUGUUUGAGGAACAAACUGACCUGGAAAAGAUUGUCAGGAAGAUCAUGCAGCGAGCGCUGACUCUGCUGCAGUGUGAACGCUGCUCUGUGCUUCUUCUGGAGGACAUUGACUCACCUGUUGUAAAGUUCUCCAAGACGUUUGAGCUCAUGUCUCCUUUGUGCAACAUGGAUCGUGACACUAGCAUGGAGAAACUAUCCUGUUCUGACUGGCUAAUCAAUAACAGCAUUGCUGAGCUGGUGGCUUCAACCGGUCUGCCUGUUAACAUCAGUGAUGUGUGUCAGGACCCACGCUUUGAUGCUGAGGCAGAUCAAGCUUCGGGGUUUCACAUUAGAUCAGUGUUAUGUGUUCCUAUCUGGAAUCGAACUCAUCAGAUAAUUGGGGUUGCACAAAUUCUGAACCGUCUGGACAGGAAGACCUUCGACGAUGCAGAUCAGAGGCUGUUUGAGGCAUUUGUGAUAUUCUGUGGCCUUGGAAUCAACAACACAAUGAUGUACAAUCAAGUUAAGAAGACGUGGGCCAAACAGUCAGUAGCACUGGAUAUGCUGUCCUAUCAUGCUACCUGUUCCAAGGUAGAAGUUGACAGACUUAAGGCUGCCAAGAUCCCCCUGAGCAGUGAGUUAGGCAUUGAUGAGUUUCACUUCAACGACUUUUCUUUGGACAAUGACGCCAUGAUCACAGCUUCUCUCAGGAUGUUUCUCGAACUUGGUGUUGUCCAAAAGUUUAAAAUUGACUAUGAGGUUUUGUGCCGCUGGCUUCUAACUGUGAGGAAGAACUAUCGAACUGUGGCAUAUCAUAACUGGAGGCAUGCUUUCAACGUGUCGCAGUGCAUGUUCGUUAUGAUCACGACAGCAAGUUUCCAGGAUGUCCUGUCUGAUGCAGAGAUACUGGCGCUGAUGGUCGGCUGUUUGUGCCAUGACCUGGACCACCGAGGCACCAACAAUGCAUUUCAAGCUAAGACAGGUUCUGCUCUGGCUCUGCUUUAUGGGACAUCAGCCACCCUGGAGCAUCAUCACUUCAACCAUGCAGUCAUGAUCCUGCAAAGUGAGGGUCACAAUAUCUUUGCAAACCUAAGCUCUAAAGAGUAUAGCAACAUGAUGCAACUAUUGAAGCAGGCUAUUCUCUCCACAGACCUUACUUUGCACUUUGAGCGCAGAACCAAGUUUUUUGAGUGUGUUCUGUCUGGAGAGUUCAGCUGGACUGAUGAAGGACACAGAGAAGUUCUCAGGUCUAUGCUGAUGACAGCAUGUGAUCUGGGCGCGGUCACUCGUCCCUGGAAAAUCUCUAAACAGGUUGCAGAACUGGUGACGAGUGAAUUCUUCGAGCAAGGUGACAGGGAGCGAUCAGAGCUUAAGUUAAUCCCAGCAGCAAUCUUUGAUCGCAAUCGCAAAGAUGAACUACCUGCCUUACAGCUUGAAUGGAUUGAUGGGAUCUGUAAACCUCUUUACCAGGCACUGCUGAAACUCAACAGAAAGUUACAGCCAAUGACAGAUGGCAUUGAUGCCAAUCGAGAGAAGUGGCAGGAUCUCUGCUUAUCCUAUCAGCAGACACGCAGAGCCUCAGUGUCCAAUCAGUGUACAGAAUCAGGUCAGAACGCUGAGUCAGGUGAAGAUGGAGAAACCCCGGAGUCUACAGAGACUGUAAAGCCAGUCAAAAACUCCCAGUGUAGGUCAAAGUGCAGUUAGGAUCUAACAUGCAGAGAAAACAAGGAGGCUUGUGACGAUAAAACCACAGGUGAAAACAUAACAUCUGCACGAAAGAAGUCAAGCUUUCCAUUAAAUGGAAAACAUUCAGAUGUCCUCUGAUUUUAUAAGAAAUGCACUACCCACUAUUGGUAAAUGAAAUGGAGUUUUCAUCUGUUGAGCACCCCAAACAUCACUAUGCUAAACUCAGGACUGAGAUUUAUCCCCAUUGGUCAGACUCACUCAUCUGUACCUAUGUAUCUAGGCUAUCUGAAAGCUUGUCAUUAGAUGAUUAAGAAUUAGGGAUUACUGAAACCAAAGAAGGUCUCUUAAUACUAGAACUGUUUUUUGUUUUGUUUUUUAAACUGGGAACUGUCUCAAAAAUCCCAAACCUAUUGGAAUGCCUUUACAAAACAAAAAAAAAAAUCACUGUGACAUGUCAGAUAAAUUGCCAUUAUGAAUGUUUACUGGAGCAUGAUUGUGUUCCUGAAUGUUACUCACUGAUCAGGCUGUGUUAUCUCAGUUGCAAGUCUUUGGCUAUAUGGCAUAAUUUUCAGUGUUUGUGGGUUAAUCGAGCUGUUUGACCGUCAACUUGUGUGAAUUGCACGUACAGCAUGUCUCAUAUCAGUAACACAUUGCCACCAGUAGUACAUAAGCUCAACACAGGAGAUUACUGUUAAAAUCCAAACUCUGCAGACUUGUUGUAUAUGUGUGUGUGUGUGUGUUUCGUUUUCAGACUCACAGAAUGUUUAAUGAAAGCUCACAAAGCUCAAAAACAGAUGAAUGUGCAGUAAGUCUGUGUCCAUGUGUACAGUUCAGUGUCAGAUCUACUUUCUCUUUAUAUGUGCCCCGAUUGUAACUGUAAGCAUUAGUGCUAGACAGCGUGCUAAUUUUAUUGUUUAUGGUUUUUAAACUGCACAUAGUGGCAUGAGUUUGUCUUGGUCUUGUUAAGAAGGAAGACUUCUCAAUGACUGAACUAUGGCCUUUACAAGAUUACAGUGUUGUACAUAUAUGAUAUGGGAAAAUGUCCAACUAGAAGUUUUAACAAUUUCAUAAAGCAGAUUGUGCAUACACAGUUCAGUAAAAAAGUACCUGCCCCUUCUUGUUUUCUCAGUUUUUUGCAUAUUUGUCACACUUGCAUGUUUCAGAUUGUCAAACCAAUUUUAAUAUUAGAUAAAGAUAAAUAUAAAAUGCAGUAAAAGAUUAUUUAAUUUAUUAAGGGGAAAAAAGUUAUUCAAUUCUUCCUGGCCCUGUGUGAAAAACCAAUCCUAUUAAACUAACACAGCAUUUCACAUAAAGAAUACCAACAGUCAGACAUGGUGGUGUGAUGGUCUGGGGCUGCUUUGCUGCUUCAGGACCAGGAUGACCUGCUGUAAUUGAUGGAACCAUGAAUUCCGCUCUCUAAAAGAAAAUCCUGAAGGAGAAUGUCCGGUCAUCAGUUCAUGCCCUGAAGCUCAGUCUUACUUGGUUUAUGCAGCAGGACAAUGGUCUGCAACACACCAGCAAAUCCACCUCAGAAUGGCUCAAAAAAACAAAACGAAGGCUUUAGAAUGGCCUACUCAAAGUCUGGACUUCAAUCUGAUUGAGAUACAUUUCCAUAACCUUAAAUGAACCGUUCAUGCUCGAAAAUUCUCCAAUGUGGCUGAGUUAAAAAAAAUCUGCAAUAAAGAGUGGUCCAAAAUUCCUCCACAGCAAUGUGAAAGACUCAUUGCUAGUUAUCACAAACACUUGA
Molecule: messenger RNA, 4459 nt
Organism: Archocentrus centrarchus (flier cichlid)
Lineage: Eukaryota; Metazoa; Chordata; Actinopteri; Cichliformes; Cichlidae
Gene: pde11al
Product: phosphodiesterase 11a, like
Exons: 20
Coding region: 1-2730 (909 amino acids)
Biological process (GO): signal transduction
Molecular function (GO): protein binding; 3',5'-cyclic-nucleotide phosphodiesterase activity
Source: RefSeq, a predicted model, not a curated record